Molecule: messenger RNA, 3863 nt
Organism: Meriones unguiculatus (Mongolian gerbil)
Lineage: Eukaryota; Metazoa; Chordata; Mammalia; Rodentia; Muridae
Gene: Plscr5
Product: phospholipid scramblase family member 5
Exons: 9
Coding region: 234-1058 (274 amino acids)
Biological process (GO): plasma membrane phospholipid scrambling
Cellular component (GO): plasma membrane
Molecular function (GO): phospholipid scramblase activity
Source: RefSeq, a predicted model, not a curated record
UUCCUCUGAACUGCAGCUGCUCUGGCUAUGCGUGGUACUGCUUCAGUCAGGAAAGGGAGUUGUAUACAGAGAUGCUGGACUGGAGGCUGCAGUGACCGAAGGACUCGUUGCAGUAUUUCGAUGAUAUUUGUGAAGAUGCAAACAGACGUUGAGAGGAAAAUAUAGCCACAGUGAGCAAGGCACAAGGAAAAGCCUUUUCACCUGGCUGCCUUUGAAGAAGUACUGAGACUCCUAUGGCCUCUAAAGAUUCACAGAAUCAAAAUCCUAGAUGCCUGCCUGGUUUUCUUCCUGGAGCUACAAACCCAGAUCAAACCUCUCGAGCAGCUUCUUCCAAUCCCAGGAAACAAGCAAGGCAGCAGCCGGAUGUCCCUCGGCCAAGCAGUUUCCUGCCAACAGGCAGUCUCCCUCCUGGUCUAGAAUAUUUAAGCCAGCUGGACCUGAUAAUCAUCCAUCAGCAGGUGGAACUUCUCGGGAUGAUACUCGGCACUGAGACCUCCAACAAAUAUGAGAUCAAAAACAGCUUGGGACAAAGAAUUUACUUUGCAGUCGAAGAAAGCAUCUGUUUUAACCGUAACGUGUGUUCCACCCUGCGAGCCUGCACCCUGAGGAUCACAGACAACUCGGGUCGAGAGGUGAUUACAGUGAGCAGGCCCCUAAGGUGUAACAGCUGCUGGUGCCCUUGCUACCUACAAGAGCUAGAAAUCCAAACCCCUCCUGGAACCAUAGCCGGUUAUGUUGCACAGAAGUGGGACCCCUUUCAACCCAAAUUCACAAUCCAAAAUGCAAACAAAGAAGAUAUUUUGAAAAUUGUUGGUCCUUGUGCAACCUGUGGGUGUUUUGGUGAUGUGGACUUUGAGGUGAAAACUGUUGAUGAAAAGCUUACUAUUGGGAAGAUUUCCAAGUACUGGUCUGGAUUUGUCAAUGAUGUGUUCACAAAUGCCGACAACUUUGGGAUCCAUGUUCCUGCAGACCUGGAUGUGACUCUCAAAGCAGCAAUGAUUGGUGCUUGCUUUCUCUUUGAUAUUAUGUUCUUUGAACAUUCACUUGCCGGAUUAUAACAAGCAUGAUGACGGACACAAUAAAAUAUGCAGAACACAUUUCUAUGUCCCUUGGGCUCUGAAUUUCAUUUCUGAAUGGCUUGAGCAUUUGAUUUUUUUAUAACUAAACGUUAAUUAUUAUUAUAUUUAUUAAAACACAGUCUAAUGAGACAAUUACCUGGUUGUGAAUGCAUGAUGGUUAAAUACGCAAUUACUAGUGUGAAUAUAGGUUACUUUGAGAGAUUACCAUUCUUUUUUUAUCCUUUUGAAGUCACUGCAAUGGUAAGCAUGAAAGAUGAGAGCGAAGGCUUGCAGCAUUACUGAUGGGAAUUCAAUGUUUAGAGAACACUUUGAAGUGCUUCUGGUACUACGGGUGGUUACUAAUCAAAAGGCUUGAAUUUCUAAACUAUCUUUUCAAAAGUAGUUCCUUUUGACUUUUUAAAUUUUAUUUCUUUUUAAAUUUUUCUUAUGUAGUCUUAAUGAAUUAAAAUAGAAGCAUUAUUUUAUAAGACACUUUUCACAUUCUUUGAGAAAGUAUCUCAUAUUUCCCAGACUAUGUUAAUUUUCUUAUUGUAGUAAACACAUUUUAUCUAUAUUGGGAAAAUUGGAGAUUGAGUAAAUAAUACGUUUAAAGAUCUAAAGGAAGAUAGAUAGCUUCCAUUUGUUCAAGUAGCAGAAGCGCAAUUAUAUUCCGUAAGACAAUUAACUAAAGCACUGAGCAGAUUCAUGCCCGAGAUUUAAGUAGCCAUAUAGAUAGACUCUAAAUUAGUGAAAUCAGUCUUAUCUACCAGGACUUUAUCUAACUGCCAUGAAGUUUCUGCCAGUUAAUGGAUCUGAGACUUCAAGAUGAAAAAUGGACCAGUCUGGAUUUGAAAACAAACAAAACUAAAAAUGUCAGACUUGAAUCCAGGCAGCAGAGCAGAAGUGAGAGAGCAUAGUAAAUGAAAACGAUGCAGAAUGAACACCGUGCCUCAAAGUACUCCUGUUUCCUUCACCCACUUUUCCAUGUGCCUGCCAAGCUGGGCGUCCACCUCGGCCAGACUCCACCUCCUGAACAUCCCCAAGAAUGGUACUGAGGAAUAAAUGUUCACAUACAUGAGACCAUGGGGGAUAAUCUCAUCCAAACCACUACUUGAAUUCAAGGUCAUACUGGGAUGCAAAAUCAUGUCCCAUCUCAACCUCAUUCCCUCCGAAACUAAAAACAAAAGAAUUUUCUUUUUUUUUUUUUUUUUUUAAAGAAUAGGGGCUAUUUUUAUAAUGUUUCAAAUUUUCAGACUUUUUUUUUACAUAAGCAAAGAUUGUUUACAUCACAAGAUGUACUUUAGUUUUUGCUAUGUGUAAUUGUCCAGAUCAUUACCAAUUUUUUUACUUUCCAUUGGAAUCUGAGUGUUAUAGCUAUUGAUAAUACUAAGCCCAGUCAACUUCCACUCCAGCCUCUUUACUCUGAUUUCUAGAAGUAUAAAGACAUAAAAGUUACGAAUCUGUUUUCAUAGUCACUAGCCAGGGAACUGCAAGAAAUCUAUCUUUUGCUAAGACGACCCAAUGUUAUUAAGGAGAGGUAUCAGUGAGCAAUGGGGCACUUGGACAGAGAGAGAGAGAGACAGAGAGAGAGAGAGAGAGAGAGAGAGAGAGAGAGAGAGAGAGAGAGAGAGAGAGAAUUAGCCAAACAGAGACAGAGAAAGAGAGACAGAGAGAGAUUGUACUGAAGCUGGGGAACAGUAACUGAUGUUCAGUAAUUUUAUGAAAGACAUCUCACAUUGUCUUGCCUAUGUACAUACUUUUGCAAAAACCAACCUUUCAAUAAACUUAAUGCUGCUUUUAAUUGUUACCCAUUGGAAUGAUGAGUUAUCAAUCAGUUCUCUACAAGAAGGGCAAGAGUUUUGUAUUUCUAGACCUAGGAAGAAAUGUAACUCAGGACAAAUAAACAGACAUAAAUGGAGCUGUUAAUUUGAACAUAGAAGAAAAGAAGUCAACAAGAGAUGAGAACGUGUAGGAAAGAGAAAACUUGCCAUUUGGAAAAGAGUCAAACAUGCUGGGCAAGUUUAAUAAACACAGGAAGACUGUGACUAGAGUGUAAUAAUCAAGAGGGGCACAACUCCGACAGAUUAACAGAGUAUUUAUUCUUUGUGACCCAUAAAACCUUGUAACAAAAAAAAAAAAAAAAAAAAAAAAAAAAAACUGAAACCUUCCCAUAAACCACCAAUAUUUCCUUAUUAAUGAGAUGUUUUAACUGGUGCAGUGAUAUGUGCGUAUAAUCUUGGUACUUAGGAAACAGGGGAAUGCAAAGUUUGGGGCCAGUGUAUUAACAGGAAACUCAAGAUGAGACACGUCAAUCACCAAGACAGUGACCAUAAUAGGGAGAUGCAAUCACACAAAACUAAAGGUGGGGGUAUAGUAAGGUGAAAGAGCACUCCUCCAGCUCAGGCAGGGAUCUGGGCAUGAUCAGAAUAUUUCUAGAAAAUCUGGAAAACCAAGGGGACAGUUGGGACCACAUAAUACCUCACUAAAAUUCUGACUCACUUGAGCCUUAGUUAGGACACAUACAUAUGUUUAUAUUUAUAAUUUUUACUACCAAAAUUCGAAACCUUGAAUCCUUUUAUAAAUUGAAAGAAUUAUUAUUUUUAUUUACUUUAUUACUUUAUAUGCACUGGCAUUUUUCCAAUGUGUAUAGCUUUGCAUCACUUGAGUGCCUAGUGCCCACGAAGAUCAGAAGAGAGUGUCAGAUUCCCUGGAAUUGCAGCCACAUACUGUUGUGAGUUGCCAUAUGGGUGCUUGGAGGUGAAUUCAGUCAGGUCCUCUGGAAGAGUUGCUAGUGCUGUUAACCUC